Dermacentor andersoni is the source of this 1521-nucleotide messenger RNA. The record is from RefSeq and is a predicted model, not a curated record. Lineage: Eukaryota; Metazoa; Arthropoda; Arachnida; Ixodida; Ixodidae.
AUGAACAAGCCGGCUGGCUACCACGCCGUCAAGGGACCGGCUAAAAGACUGUCGGCGCAAGUAACGGCAGCUUCGCGACUUUUGGAGCUCCCAAAGGAACAGAUCAAGAUUAUCGUGUGCUCCAAGGGAGGCCUCGACUUAUGCAAAGCCGACGUAGUACUGUUCCCUCAAGCCCUGACCAUGGCGGAGGCUCUGCCGGAGCAGCAAGCGAAGGAAGACACCGUGUGCACAAAUAAGGCCGCCACGUCAUCUCCCUUGAUGACACAGUCUCCCCGCACGCCCUCCACGUCUAUGGUGGGCCACUUGCGGCGAAAUGUGCAGACUCGGCACCUGGCGUUCCUGGUGGCGCUCAUCCUCAGUGCGAGCUUUCUCACACUGAUGCUGGUCUGGACACUCCGAAAGAGCCAGGACGACAAGGGACACGUGCUCGCGGUCGGUCAGUUUGGCACGUAUUAUGGCACCAGGUCUACAGUGUCCGGCGUAGCUGUGGGUGCUUUCCUGGGCGUGCCGUACGCCGACCCUCGCACUCUGCGCUUCGGAGCACCCGUGCCUUGGUAUCGCGAUCAGGAGGUGUUUGACAACACAGCAGCAGCACCGAGUUGCGCACAGGCGUCGCCAAGCCUUGACGAGAUGAAUGCGAGCACAUCGGAGGACUGCCUGCACUUGAACAUCUGGGCUCCAGCCUGUGGCCUCCACCCGUGCAGUGGCAACAGGACGGUCGUCGUCUUCAUUCACGGUGGCUUUUUCCAGACGGGCAGCAACAACGAUCCUCACUAUGACGGCCGUGCGCUGGCCGCCUUAGGUGACGUCGUCGUCGUAGUGCCCAACUGGCGGCUGGGCGUGCUGGGCUUCCUUAGCCUGGCGCGCAGCGAUGACGUGCCCAUCAACGUCGGCCUGCUGGACCAGGCCGAGGUACUGCGCUGGACGGCCAGAAAUGUGGACGCCUUUGGUGGCAACAAGUCCGACCUGGUGGUCGUCGGCCACGGGUCCGGGGCCUCUGCUCUCACUUACCACCUGAUGUUGGGCCAGGGUCUGAGUGACGUCGCUCCGAUCCUCAAGGUCGUUCUCAUGAGCGAGAGCCCAAUGACCAGGUAUCCGGUGCCCAACCGAGGCCAGGAAAGCGGUCACAGCGAGUACUCGAACGCACCGGUGCGACGUUUGUGCGAGGAGGCAGAGCAGAUUAAGUCAAGCUUGCUGAGCUGCCUGCGCAAGCUCCCAGUGGAGGAACUGCUACGAAGACAGCGUGGAGAUUCGCGAGAGUUGCCCCAGUUCUUUCCCAUGCUGCCGGUGAUGUGGCCGACCAGGUUGUGGAAAGAGCUCAAGGUUAGCACAGUACGCUUCGUGAGUGUCACGGUGGAAGACGCGGCAUUUGGAAGAUGCAGACUUCUUGAGGAAAUAUAUAGAGAGAUAGCACGAAGGCUUCGAACCAUACCCGAAGCCCUAUUUUAGCUAGAACUGUACGCUAAUAUUUGUAUGUGCAAGUAUUCUAUGUAUACAAGCGCUUUGCGCGGCAAUAAACGA